Pyrus x bretschneideri (Chinese white pear) is the source of this 522-nucleotide messenger RNA. RefSeq names its product protein EI24 homolog. Gene Ontology annotation, cellular component: endoplasmic reticulum. Lineage: Eukaryota; Viridiplantae; Streptophyta; Magnoliopsida; Rosales; Rosaceae. The coding region runs from base 1 to 522 and encodes 173 amino acids. The transcript has 7 exons. The record is from RefSeq and is a predicted model, not a curated record. Gene Ontology annotation, biological process: macroautophagy.
AUGCUUAUAGAUGCUUAUAUCUGUAUAAUUAUCCUUAACUCAGUCAUCAUCCCAACUCUACACUGGAUAUUACCUGAUAGAUGCCCAGAAUAUAGUUCUCAAGAGCUCUGCUCAUUUGUUGGUACAUUGAAAUUUUAUUCCGUCUUGCGGCAUGGACUCGUACAACUCUUUUAUGUAACUUGGUUCUACCCACUGUACAUAUUCAGCAUUAUCCUAAGCAACCUCUGGUAUGAACUGAGCACAGGUAAGAAUCGAUGGCUUCUGCAGGUAUAUGUGACUGGAUAUAUACCAUAUGUGGGGAAGGCAGUAAAUUUUCUGCUUCUGUCCUGGAUGUAUGCCUAUUACUGUUUCGAGUACAAAUGGAAUUUUUCUGAAGUUCGUCUUGAAAAAAGGCUGGAUUUCUUUGAAUCUAAUUGGGCAUUUUUUGCUGGUUUUGAUGCAGAUGAGGAAGACGCAGAGAUGAGGGGUGAGGAAGACGACGAUGAGCGAGGGCAAGACGACGAUGAGGGAAGACGACGAUGA